AUGUCGUCGGCCGUCAAACGAAUUUCCAGACAAGUACUUUGUCAUUUAAAAAAAACCUACAAACCCUCAGAUUUCAAACCAACUUUUAUAUAUAGGAAUAUAUGGGGACGUAAGAGAUAUAUGCACCCAAAAGUAUCCUCACGUAAAUUGGCCGACAUGAGGAAAAAUGCUGAAUAUUUAGGUAUGGAUCCGAAAGAGAUGGGACUUCCACCAAAGAAAGAAAAGAAGCCUCCUAGAACAAAACCUCCCAAAGGUGCUAAGCAUGAAAGGAACGCCCCAGAGAGGAAAGCGAAAAUUCAGAAAGCUUUGGAAGAGAUGCCAACAGUUAUCGAAAAUUGGAGAAUGGUAAGGAGUUAA
This is a messenger RNA of Funneliformis mosseae, 357 nucleotides long. The record is from the annotation of a GenBank genome assembly. Lineage: Eukaryota; Fungi; Glomeromycota; Glomeromycetes; Glomerales; Glomeraceae.